Messenger RNA from Penicillium subrubescens, 789 nucleotides. RefSeq lists its product as uncharacterized. Lineage: Eukaryota; Fungi; Ascomycota; Eurotiomycetes; Eurotiales; Aspergillaceae. Gene Ontology annotation, biological process: protein phosphorylation; regulation of mRNA processing; spliceosomal complex assembly. The transcript has 5 exons. The coding region runs from base 1 to 789 and encodes 262 amino acids. The record is from RefSeq and is a predicted model, not a curated record. Gene Ontology annotation, molecular function: protein kinase activity; ATP binding.
AUGGAACUAUCUCUAUUCCACCAAAGCAAUCUACUCUACACACAGGAGGCCUUGUCGCGGUACCAGCCUGGGGGUUACCAUCCCGUUACCCUUGGAGAUACGUUCAAGAAUGGGCGUUACCACGUCCGUCUCAAGUUAGGAUGGGGUGGGUUUUCGACGUUCCUUGAUUGGUUUACCCACGACGGUCCUAAUGGAGUUCACCAAUGCCUUGUGUUUGAAUUACUUGGUCCUUCCGUUGAUCAAGUCCUCGCGGACUAUCGUGAGAGUCGAGAUAAGCUCUGUGCGGAAACUAUCAUCCGGGUGUCUACCCAGCUUUUGAAAGCUGUAAAAUUUAUCCACGGUUCUGGAAUGUUCAUGGUGCUAGUCAAGGCCGCAGAAUGGGUCGACUUGAUCGAUGAAGACGACGAAGAUAUUCGCCUCUUUGAUUAUGGAGAGAGUUUUCUUCAGGGCAAAGAGCCUGAACGAUUAAACCAGCCGGGUACAUUACGGGUCCCCGAGACUAUUUUCACGCACUCCUUUGAUUAUCGUGUUGAUCUUUGGCGGAUAGGUUGUAUGAUCUAUUCCUUCUUAUUCACAACAUACCCGUUUUGGUAUCUCGGUGAAGAUGAAGUAAUGGUUUUCCAAAUGAUUGGCUUCGUGGAGAAACUGCCGACUGGAUGGGAAUCAAAGUGGAAAUCUAUGCAGACGAAAUCUAGCCACGAUCUGGAGGUGGAAGGGGUGGUUCAAGGAUUGAUGCGAGUUUUACUAUCUAGCCGUAUCACUGCAGACGAGGAGCUCGGCUUGCUUUAA